AUGUUUAAUAAUUCACCUUAGAGAUUAGAUAAUACAAUAGAUAUUGAUUCUUAACUUAGGCUCUUUGACAAAAGACAGGAAUUCAUAUUAAAAAAAGAAGAAAGUAAUGAUAAAUAAAAUUAAUCAUAAAAACUUGAAAAGUUUUAAAUGAAUUCAUGGAUAUAGAAAAGUGAUUAAACUUUAUUUUAACCUAGUAUUUUUUUAUAGCAUGAUAGAAAGAUUGAAACAUUUAAAAGUAAUUAAGCAAUAAGAGAUAUAGGUUAAAUAUAAUUUCAAAAUACCUCUAUAAUAUAUAAAGAGGAAAAUGAAUAAAAAGAGUCUGAACAAACCUCCUAUUAAGUGGAUAAGGAGAGUUAAAUUGGUAAAGAUUCUUUAAUUUUAUGCAAAAUGAAUGCUAUUAAAAAUAGAAUAACUAGAGAAAAUGAUAUUUUAAAAGGCAAAUAUAAAGCAUCCUCUUUUAGCAGUUUAAAUAACAGUAUGAUAAAAAAUAACUUUUAGGAUUCCCAAUAGAAUAGCAAAAUUAUUAAAGCUGAAGGAGAAGUUGAAACUGAACUAAAUAAAACCUAUUUACAACAUUAAGUAAGUACACCAAAUUAAAAAUCAAGAAAUAUUAGGUAAAAUUUAUAGUUAUUAGAGAAUGAAGAUUUCAGUAUUAUUAAAUGCAACUUUUUGGAUUCUUAAUUGAACAGUAAGAUUGUUAAAGCCUAAGGAGACGUUGAAACUGAACUAUGUGAGAGUUGUUUACAAAAUUAACCAAAUUCAACAUUAUAAAAAAAUAGCUAAUUUAGGUAAAAUUUAAAGCUAUAAGAAAACGAAGAUUUAGAAGCACAUUAAAGCUAUAUUAGUAAAUAAAUAAAUCACAUUGAAGAGUUAAACAAAAUAGACAAAGAUGAAAAAUUAUAAUAGGCAGAACUUUAUAAUUUCUUAAAUAAAUUCUAGAAUAAUUUCAAUUCAAUAUCAUAUAUUGAUAAAAAUAUAUUUAACUCUUUAAUUGUAAAUAAACAAAAUUCCAAUGUAUUUUGA
Messenger RNA from Tetrahymena thermophila SB210, 1023 nucleotides. RefSeq lists its product as hypothetical. The record is from RefSeq and is a predicted model, not a curated record. The transcript has a single exon. Lineage: Eukaryota; Ciliophora; Oligohymenophorea; Hymenostomatida; Tetrahymenidae.